Numida meleagris (helmeted guineafowl) is the source of this 654-nucleotide messenger RNA. Its product is annotated as proline-rich protein 9-like. Bases 1 to 654 code for a protein of 217 amino acids. The transcript has 2 exons. The record is from RefSeq and is a predicted model, not a curated record. Lineage: Eukaryota; Metazoa; Chordata; Aves; Galliformes; Numididae.
AUGUCUUACUACGAGCAGUGCAAGCAGCCCUGCCUGCCCCCUCCCAUCUGCGUGCAGAGAUGCAGGCAGCGCGUGGAGCCCUGCAGCAACAUCUGCGUGAAGCCGUGCCCCACGCAAUGCGUGGAGGUCUGCCAGAACCCCUGUGCCUCUGAGUGCACCACGUGCUGCACCACCCAGUGCGUGGAGCCCUGCAGCACCCAGUGCAGCACCCAGUGUGUCACCCAGUGCGUGGAGCCUUGCAGCACCCAGUGUGUCACCCAGUGCGUGGAGCCUUGCAGCACCCAGUGUUGUGUCACCCAGUGUGUGGAGCCUUGCAGCACCCAGUGCAGCACCCAGUGUGUGGAGCCUUGCAGCACCCAGUGCAGCACCCAGUGCGUCACCCAGUGCGUGGAGCCUUGCAGCACCCAGUGCACCACCCAGUGUGUGGAUGUCUGUCCCCCUACAUGCGUUGAUGCCUGCAUCAAGCCCUGUGCCACCCAGUGCCCGACGCAGUGCCCGGUUCCGUGCGUGGAGCAGUGCAGCACCCAGUGCAGCACCAAGUGCGUGGAGCCCUGCCCAGCACCAUGCGUGGAGGUGUGCACCAAGAAGUGCGUGGAUACAUGCGAGACCGUGUGCCUGGAGCCAUGUGGCACCGUCUGCACUCGCCCAUGCUAA